CAAGCCCAUCCAUCGCGUGCACAGCCUCCAUCCUUUAGCAUCUCGCUAUGUCCAGCCAGGGGCCGCUCCAGGAAAGAGUGAGCCAGAGCCUGACAGCAGCGCAGCAGACAGCUGCAGAAGGCUACAAGGCCACGAAGGAGCUAGUGGGUGGCAAGGCCACCCAGGAUGAUAAUGCCGAGGAUGCGGGCCUGCAGGAGAAGAUCGCGCAAGGCCUUGAGUCUGCGCAAGAGAAGGCGUCCGAGGGCUACGAUGCUGCCACGACAACAGAGGACCACGGACUGCAGGAGAAGAUCGAGCAAGGCCUUGCGACCGCGCAAGACAGGGCGGCUGAGGGCUACGAUGCUGCCAAGGAGAAGGUGCAGCAAGUGGCUGAGAACCCUUCAGACGAGACACAGUUCAUGGACAAGGUGCAAGGCGGUCUAUCCGCUGCGCAGGAGAAAAUGGUUCACGGCUAUGAGGCUUUCAAGCACAAGCUGGUUGGUGUGCAAGCUGAGAAGCCCAAUGUGCCUGACGCCAAAGAGAAGGUGAAGGAAGGCAUUGAAGCCGCGAAGCAGACGGGGCCCGUUGAGGCGACCAAGGCUUUCACUGGCGAGAAGGAGGAGGGCAAGAGUGGCAAGGUUGGUGGUUCGUGAAGGGCGCGACAAGACCCAAUGUGAGUUUUGAGUGGUUGCCAGUCACUCCGUACAGCUUGAUUUGUUCUGCUUCCCUGUACUUACUCAGUCCAUCACUUUUCCUGUUGAUGCUGCAUGCAGAUGCCAUAUAUUG
Messenger RNA from Effrenium voratum, 765 nucleotides. The record is from the annotation of a GenBank genome assembly. Lineage: Eukaryota; Dinophyceae; Suessiales; Symbiodiniaceae.